UAACGGGUGACGGAUGACGGGUGACGGGUGGCGGUGCUCGGAUCUGCUUGGAUCGUCUUUGGUAGGGCGCGCGGAACGAUGCUUUUCUGGACCAAGAACUGAGUGCGCGAGUGCUCGCGGCUACGAAACUUUCGCGGUGCAUAUUAAUUGUGAGUUCUUCGUCGUCGUGUACUGACAAACGUAAACGUGACACCGAGCCGUUCCCUCGUAUUCCCUCUCGCGUUCUGUCCAAUCCGAGAUUCGUUGACAGUGGCCCGAGUAGUCCCGUGACUAUUGUUUUCUUUUUCGAAAUCAUUCGAUUAGCCGGGACUGAACUACCGAUUGACAACGACGUCGAUGUUUAACGAAAGCACCGCUGAUUUCUUGUGCUCCCACGCAAAACGGUACCCGCCAGAAUAUCGCGGCGACGACGACGACGGCGACGUCGUCGUCGAGACACGGUCGCGUCUCCCGUUACAGAUGAUCGGACAACAGCACCUGUCGAGUACCUUUCGGACAGGAUGGCAAGUACUAAGACAUCGGGUAGUGUCUUGCAAUUCAGACCUGUCGAGGUCUCGCAGAUGUUGCAGGAUGGGGAGAAGUUUGUCAAGUGGGACGAGGAUUCUGGCAUAGCCACCCCGGUUACACUACGGGUGGACAAGUUUGGAUUUUAUUUGCACUGGGUGGAUCAGCACAAUGAAAUGGAAAUGCUAGAUAUUGCUGCGAUCAGAGAUACUAGAACUGGAAAGCAUGCUAAAGUACCAAAGGACCCUAAGCUAAGAUCGCUCGUGACAAUGGGCUCUCAAGACUCUUUAGAGGAGAAGACAGUAACAGUUUGUUAUGGAUCUGAUUUUGUCAACAUGAAUUUUAUUAACUUUUGUACGACACGUGCGGAGAUCGCCCAACAUUGGACAGAUCAAAUUUUCCAGCUUGCAUACAAUCUAACUCUGCUCAACACCAGCACGACAAUGUUCUUGCAGAAAGCACACACCAAACUUACACUAACAGCCGAUAAAUCGGGAAAAAUUCCUGUGAAGAACAUAAUAAAAAUGUUUGCACAAAACAAAGAAGAUCGUAAGCGUGUCGAGAAGGCACUCGAUAUCUCUGGUUUUCCAUCUGGAAAGAACGACGUGAUAGCGUUACAAAAAUUUCAAUUUGAAGAUUUCUUCAACUUUUAUAAAUCUCUUACACAACGCUCGGAUGUCGAGAAGGUAUUUGAAAGCAUUGUAGGCAAUAACAAGCGUAGAUUAAUGUCCGUGUCGCAAUUCGUGGACUUUCUAAACAAAACCCAACGUGAUCCACGUCUGAACGAGAUAUUGUACCCUUACGCGAACGAGGCGAGGGCGAAGGACAUUAUAAGUCAAUACGAACCAAAUAAAUGUAAUGCGAAUAAGGGUCAGCUGAGCUUCGAUGGUUUCCUGAGGUAUUUAAUGAGCGAGGAUAAUCCGAUCGUUGCCACAUCAAAGCUCGAGUUAUCGGAUGACAUGGACCAACCGCUUGCGCAUUACUUUAUAAAUUCUAGUCACAAUACAUACUUAACAGGGCAUCAACUGACCGGAAAGAGUUCCGUGGAAAUAUAUCGCCAGUGUUUGCUCGCCGGUUGUCGAUGCGUGGAAUUGGACUUUUGGAAUGGAAAAUUCGACGAGCCUGUCAUUGUUCAUGGAUAUACAUUUGUACCUGAAAUCUGUGCACGAGACGUAAUCGAAGCGAUUGCUGAAAGUGCAUUCAAGACAUCAGAGUAUCCUGUUAUCCUUAGUUUUGAGAAUCACUGUAAUCCUAGACAGCAAGCUAAAAUAGCUCAGUAUUGUAGAGAAUUGUUUGGUGAGAUGUUGCUUGACGCACCAUUAGAAUCUCAUAAGUUGGAUCCCGGCCAAGAAUUACCACCACCAAAUUUAUUGAAACGCAAGAUCAUCAUUAAAAAUAAGAAGAAGCAUCACCAUCAUCAUAAGAAGCACAAGAAAAAGCAACCGGCGCAAGCGGCCGAGUCCGAGGAAGGGGCUCAAGAGAGCGAGGACAACGGAGUGACGAAUCAAGCCGUCGAAGAAGAGAACGGUCCGGCAUCGGACGUUGCGCCCAACGUUGAGAACGAUAGCAACGACCAGCAGAUUGGAAAUGGAGAUAUCAGUCAUCCCCCGAUGCUGCAACAGAGGCAAGGCAGCAAAGACAGUGCUCAGGACGAAGAUGAUGACGACGAAGAAACAAGUACCGAGGAGGAUGAAUCGAACGUGGAAGUGCCUGCAGCUGAUAAAGCGAACAAUGCCAAAGAAACGGAAGCUGGAGCGGAGAUCUCGGCGUUAGUGAAUUACGUGCAGCCUGUUCACUUCAACAGUUUCGAGUCGGCUGAAAAAAAGAAUCGUAUGUACGAGAUGUCGUCGUUCGACGAGAAACAGGCCACGACUCUUUUGAAGGAAAAGCCGUUAGAGUUUGUGAACUACAAUAAGCACCAACUGUCAAGAGUGUAUCCCGCGGGGACGCGUUUCGAUUCCAGCAAUUUUAUGCCUCAAGUAUUCUGGAACGCGGGUUGUCAGCUGGUUGCGUUGAACUAUCAGACGCUCGAUCUUGCCAUGCAAUUAAACUUGGGUAUCUUCGAGUACAAUCAACGAUGCGGCUAUCUUAUGAAACCGGAGUUCAUGAGACGAAAAGACUGCAGAUUAGAUCCUUUCGCGGAGUCAACUGUGGAUGGCAUUAUAGCUGGCACGGUCCACAUACACGUAAUAUCGGCCCAGUUUUUAACCGAUAAGAGAGUGGGCACUUAUGUGGAGGUGGACAUGUACGGUUUACCAGCGGAUACCGUGAGGAAGAAAUUCCGUACGAAGAUUGUUCCUAAUAACGGCAUCAAUCCGGUAUACGACGAAGAACCUUUCGUGUUUAAAAAGGUCGUCCUGCCCGAACUUGCUUCGCUCAGAAUUGCCGCGUACGAAGAAUCAGGACGUUUGAUCGGCCACAGAGUGUUGCCAGUGGUUGGAUUGUGUCCAGGAUAUCGACACGUUGCUCUCAGAACCGAGUCCGGCCAGCCGUUACCGUUGGCGAGUCUGUUCCUACACGUGAUCGUUAAGGAUUACGUCCCGGACGGUUUGAGCGAGUUAGCCGAAGCGUUGGCGAAUCCGAUUAAAUAUCAGAGCGAAGUGGAGAAAAGAGAGAAGCAGCUGUCGGUUCUGACGGACUGUUCGGAGGAGCUGUCGGAGGAAAUCGAUGAUAAGCCGAAAGUUAACGAGACACCAAGCUCCUCUAAACCACCUGAGGAAGCAGUGAAAACGAAGAGAUUACAAUCCGUGGGCGAGCUGCCCGCGCUGAUUCCUCCGUCUGCCAAUCUGCACGGGAGGCCAUCCAUUGCCGGUGUGAAUGCUUCCGAUACGCAAGAUAACGAAGAGGGAACUCCAGUCCCUGCGGCUCCGGUUGCAGAUACAUCCGCGAACAAGAGUCCGAUCAACGCCAGCAGCGCUAAUGAUGAAAUAAUGGCGGAGUCGUUGGAGAAGCUAAUGGAGAACAAACUGGUCAAGGAGAAAAAGCUGGAGCUCGAGAAGAAGUUGGAGUCGCUGCGGAAGAAGCACGAGAAGGAGAAGAUCAGAGUGCAGUCGCAGAAGGGGUCGAUCGACGGCGAGAAGCACAAGUCGAAGUUUUACGUUAGCCAUAAACUGGUGAAGCGUCUGUCCAGCAAAAAUAUUUCCUUUUGCAGCUUCUCGAGCGAGGUGGGGCUGAGCACCUUGGCACUGGCCGAGACCUCGGAGUGCACGGAUCUGGAGAACCGCGAAGGGAACGGCGGAGCGCCGAAGGGCCUGCCGAGAAGCCAAAGCGAACGUUUGCUGGCUGUGUGCAAGGCCCACGUUCAACAGGAACGGGAGCUCCAGGAGAAAUAUUACGAGAGCUUGUUCGCCACCGUGGAGAAAGUGAUGAAGAACUCUCAGUCUAACCAGCUGAAAACGAUGAGAGUCCUCUUCGAGCGGGAAAUCGCGGAUGUCAUGAGGAAGCUUCAGGCUAACAGACACGGAGAGGUGAAACAAUUGGCAAAGGUACAUAAAGACAAGGCGGAGUUGGAUCGCAUGAAACGGGAGGUCGCGAAGUCGACCGUGGAGAAGGGCGUGAACGAGUGUACGCGGUUGACGAAAAUCUACGAGAAAAGGAAAACGGAGCUCGUGCGCCAGCACGAAGAGGUUCGGCAGAGGCUCGACGAGGAGAGGACCAAGAUGAAGGCGACCUUGAUGGCCGAGUAUAGCAGUCGUUGCAGCAAAUACGAAAGCGGCGAAUUGCCGUUGUCUCCCUCCGGGGGAACGAGCAUGCCGGAAUCGCUCAGCGGUAACACGUAUUGAGCGACGCCGGCGGUCGAUGACUCAGUCUCGAUGUGAAAUAGCUUGAGAAUUCGCGAAUCCACGCCGGUGAACGGAUUUUGCCAGUAGCAACGUCACUGGUUCGCGAGAGUGUGACCGACAACGGGAUCGCGCAUUGCUUCUCCGGGAAAGAGGAGUUGCGCAACGGCCGCGGAUAGGGAAUUGGUGAAGUCUACGCUGUUACCUGUGUUUUUUGCUAACCAUAAUUUUUGUCCAUUUCCGUGAAACAAGAGGAGAGUUUGUUCCCGCGACGUGUACGGCAAGCAUUUAACGAGGGACUGUGUGUACGAGUACGUUCAAGACGAGAGAGAGGCCUCGUCUGUCCACGAAGCAUUUGACAAGAGAGUCCCACGCGCAAGGAGUUUCUUCUAACGACGGACGCGGUGUCCUGAUCACGGGGCGCAGCACACGGGCCGCGAUUCCCCUGAGUCCACGGCGGAAUGUUGUUGCUUCGCGGAAGGUUUUGAUCUCAACGGGAAAAGGAGAGGGACAGAGACGCGUCGCGUUUCAAGAGGACGACCGUACGCAGUAAGGCGAAGAGAUGAUUGUUCGCUCGGGUUGUUCGUUCUUUCGUUCCGAUUUUCGAUAUUACUUUUUACGCACAGUAUUAAACGCACCUGUUGUUUUCUCCAUUACGCUCGAGACCGUCGCCAGCGGAGUUUCAGUCACUUCUCUGUGCAGUUCUCCCGCGGAUAACUUCGGAAAGGCGCGCGAGAGAGUGAGUGUA
Molecule: messenger RNA, 5031 nt
Organism: Nomia melanderi (Alkali bee)
Lineage: Eukaryota; Metazoa; Arthropoda; Insecta; Hymenoptera; Halictidae
Gene: Plc21C
Product: Phospholipase C at 21C
Biological process (GO): lipid catabolic process; release of sequestered calcium ion into cytosol; phosphatidylinositol metabolic process
Cellular component (GO): cytoplasm
Molecular function (GO): calcium ion binding; phosphatidylinositol-4,5-bisphosphate phospholipase C activity
Source: RefSeq, a predicted model, not a curated record